Acanthopagrus latus (yellowfin seabream) is the source of this 878-nucleotide messenger RNA. RefSeq names its product protamine-like protein. Gene Ontology annotation, molecular function: structural constituent of chromatin; DNA binding. Lineage: Eukaryota; Metazoa; Chordata; Actinopteri; Spariformes; Sparidae. Gene Ontology annotation, biological process: nucleosome assembly. Gene Ontology annotation, cellular component: nucleosome. The record is from RefSeq and is a predicted model, not a curated record. The coding region runs from base 78 to 659 and encodes 193 amino acids. The transcript has a single exon.
UGACCCUGAGGAGAGGGACAGCAGAGAGAGAUCGCUGUCAUUGUCGCUCACUUGACCCUGAUAUCAGCGCAAUAACAAUGUCUUCCCCCGCGGCUGCUGCGCCCCUGGCGACUCCGGCCAAAUCUCCCAAGAAGAGAGCCAGGCCUCAGAAGAAGACUGGUCCCUCGGUGUCAGACCUGAUACUGAAGGCUGUCUCCACGUCCACAGGCCGCGGCGGCAUGUCCCUGGCAGCCCUGAAGAAGGCCCUGAAGGCCGGAGGAUACGACGUGGUGAAGAACAGAGCAAGAAUUGUCAUCGCCAUCAAGCGCUUAGUGGCCAACAAAUCUUUGGUCCAGACAAAGGGCAGCGGGGCAUCGGGCUCCUUCAAGCUGAACAAGAAGCCUCCCACACCUCGAAAGAAGAAGGUGGUGAAGAAGAAGAAGCCAAAGACGAAAAGGGCCAAGAAGGCUGGCGCCAAGAAAGCGGCAGCAGGUGCCUCUCCAGCGGCCAAGAAGUCACCUAAGAAGAAGAGGAAACCAAAGAGUCCCAAGAAAGCGAAGAAGCCUGCUGCAGCCAAGAAGCCCGCUGCAGCCAAGAAGCCCAAGAAGGCAAAGAGCCCCAAGAAGCCCAAACGUAAGGUCGCCAAGACCACCAGGACCAGGGCUGCUGCCAAGAAGUGAGAAGUCUCAUGAUAAACGCUGAAUGCUGACCGAACGCCUUUGUGGAGGCGGUGAACUUGUGCGUGGACUUAACUUGUGCAUUCAUCCCAAGUACUUGAGUUUGCUUUAGCUAUUUUACAUUUUUUCUAGAUUAGAAACUACUGAAACUGCUGCUUUUACAGCCCCGCCUUGUUCUGUAAAGAACUGCAUUGAUGGAAAUAAUAAACCUAUUUUAAUUUA